AUGGGCCGGAAACGAUCAAGAGGAAGCAGCGGGGCUAAGGCCUCGGGUGCGACGAUCGACAAGAUUGACAGCUAUGAGGACACCAUCGAGAAGGGCGGCGUCGACGACUUCAUGUUCAAGCGCGACCAGAUCAUGUUCAACCCGCGCGACGAGGAGGAUGACGAGGACAUUAACGGUGACAUGGGCGAGGAGGUGUUCGGCCUUGAGGAGCCCAGGCGGCGCAUGACCGCCGAGGACGAUGACGAGGAAAUGGAGGAGGACGAGGACGAGUACGACUCAGAGGAAGAUGCGCCGACAGGCAAGCAACGGAAGGAGAAGGCCAAGGUUGACUACUCGACGAAGGGACGGUACGGCAAGGAGAGCGACAGCGAGGAAGCUGGUUCCGACUCUGAGGAGGAAGAGGGGUGGGGACGGCAGUACUACUCUCGCCCCUCCACCCGGCGUGAGAAGGAGGGUGACGAGUACGACAGCGAGCGUGAGGAGGAGCGCGAGCUCGAGGAGAAGGAGGUCCGUCGUCUUCAGCGCAAGGCGCGCGAAGCCGUUGCCGCCGACGACUGGGGAUUGGACGAUGUGCUUGCCGAUGGUGACGCUGCGCCUGCAAAGGAGGACGAUGAAGAGGACACUAAGGUUCCCGUUCCUGUGCCGGAGACGCCGCCCACGAGCCGCUGA
This is a messenger RNA of Trichosporon asahii var. asahii CBS 2479, 669 nucleotides long. RefSeq lists its product as uncharacterized. The record is from RefSeq and is a predicted model, not a curated record. NCBI's taxonomy places the organism in Eukaryota, Fungi, Basidiomycota, Tremellomycetes, Trichosporonales, Trichosporonaceae. Bases 1 to 669 code for a protein of 222 amino acids. The transcript has 3 exons.